AUGAACGGGGAGACUUUUCGUGAGUGGAUGGAGAGCAUUUUACCACAAUUAAAACCAAACUCCGUCAUUGUUAUGGAUAAUGCAUCCUACCACUCGGUAAAAUUUGAUAAAGCUCCGACGUCGACUACCCGAAAGGCGGAAAUUAUUAAGUGGCUGGAGGAUAAGGAAGAGGUCAUAGACAAACCUAUGGUUAUCCCGGAACUCCUCCAAAUUGUAAAACGACUAAAGCCACAACACGAAAAGUUUGUUAUUGAUGAACUGGCGAAAGCCAAUAACAAGAUAAUUUUAAGGCUGCCCCCGUACCACUACGAGCUAAAUCCGAUAGAAUUAGCUUGGUCAUCGGUCAAGAACCAUGUACGGAUGAACAACUCGUCGUACAAACUUGCCGAUGUAAAAAAAUUAUUGGUAGAGGGCGUAAACCGUGUGGACGCAGAAAUGUGGGGAAAUUUCAUAAGCCACCCAAUAAAAGAGAAAAACAAUUUUUAUGAAAUUGAUUUUAUAGUUGACGAAGUCUUGGCCGCGGAAAUAACAGAUUUGAGGCUGACUAUUACGGGUGACACGCCUUCUGAUUCAUACUCGAAUUAA
This is a messenger RNA of Adelges cooleyi (spruce gall adelgid), 585 nucleotides long. RefSeq lists its product as uncharacterized. The record is from RefSeq and is a predicted model, not a curated record. The transcript has a single exon. NCBI's taxonomy places the organism in Eukaryota, Metazoa, Arthropoda, Insecta, Hemiptera, Adelgidae. Gene Ontology annotation, molecular function: nucleic acid binding. The coding region runs from base 1 to 585 and encodes 194 amino acids.